This is a messenger RNA of Dendrobium catenatum, 1714 nucleotides long. RefSeq names its product serine/threonine-protein phosphatase 7. The record is from RefSeq and is a predicted model, not a curated record. Gene Ontology annotation, cellular component: cytosol; nucleus. Bases 65 to 1354 code for a protein of 429 amino acids. Gene Ontology annotation, molecular function: protein serine/threonine phosphatase activity. Lineage: Eukaryota; Viridiplantae; Streptophyta; Magnoliopsida; Asparagales; Orchidaceae. The transcript is spliced from 5 exons.
AAUAAAAGUUCUUAACGUAGGCCGACCAUCGCUUCUAAAACCUCUUUCUUUUUAGCUUCCUCCCAUGUCACCGGGAAACUCAACACCCGCCGCCGAGUCAGUGAGUUCACACCCCAAGAUACCCAUCUCCUGGCCUCCGGACGGAUCCCUUACUCGCGAGUGGAUUGACGAUCUCACCGCCGCCUUGGAGUGGUCCUCGAGGAACCUUCACCCUUCCGAGCUGCCUAAUGUUCUUCCCUUUGAUGCUCUACAUCGCCUGGUGCUUACCGCAUCGAACAUCCUUCAUCAGGAGCCCAACUGCAUUCAGAUCAAUCCUUUCGCCGGACAUGAAGUCGGCAGCGAGGUUAGGGUAGUGGUUGUGGGCGAUGUCCAUGGACAACUUCAUGAUGUUUUGUUUCUUCUGCGCGAUGCGGGAUUUCCCUCUGAGAAUUGUACCUUCGUAUUUAAUGGAGAUUAUGUUGAUAGAGGAGCAUGGGGCCUGGAGACUUUUCUGCUGCUGCUUGCUUGGAAGGUCUUCUUACCAAAUCGAGUGUUUCUUCUUCGUGGAAAUCAUGAGUCCAAGUAUUGCACUUCAGUGUAUGGAUUUGAGAAAGAGGUGAUGACCAAGUUUGGAAACCAAGGGCAGCAGGUGUAUAGGAAAUGCUUAAGAUGCUUUGAAGGUCUUCCCUUAGCUACCAUCAUAGCCAAUUGUGUAUAUACUGCUCAUGGAGGACUAUUCCGCACUGUGCCUGUUAUUCCAUCCAAGAGGUUAAAAGGAAAAAAAGGCCGAAAGAUGAAAAGCUCUACAGGAAGUAGUUCAUUAAAGCUUGGAUCAUUAGAGGAGCUCUCUAGAGCACGACGAACUGUUCUUGAUCCACCAUGGGAAGGUUCAAAUCUUAUACCUGGUGAUGUACUAUGGUCAGAUCCUUCAUCUAGCAUGGGUUUGUCUCCAAAUGAAGAGCGUGGCAUUGGUUUAUUAUGGGGGCCGGAUUGUUCAGAGAAUUUCCUUUCAAAAUACCAAUUGAAGCUGAUCAUUCGGUCACAUGAAGGUCCUGAUGCAAGAGAUAAAAGGCAUGAUAUGAAGGGAAUUCAGGAUGGAUACACAAUUGAUCAUGAGGUUGAUUCAGGAAAGCUGAUUACCCUUUUCAGUGCCCCAGAUUACCCUCAGUUUCAGGCUACUGAUGCGCGAUACAACAAUCGUGGUGCAUAUAUUGUAUUGCAACCGCCAGAUUUUGCGACUCCCGAGUUCCAUACCUUUGAAGCUGCCAGACCAAGGCCUGAGGUGAAUGCUUAUUAUGAUUUUAAAGAAGUAAUCGACUCUGAUGAAGAGCUGGAUUUAGAAUCCAUGGAGCACAGCUCAGUAGCCAGCAUUUGAAGGAAGUUUUGCGUAUGGCUGAAUUUUUUAUUUUAAACCAUAUUUUGUCUAAUUGUUUUAUUUAAUAUAAAUUUGUGAAGGUGAAAAAGAUUAAGACUUCGUUUGGGGCGGCUUUCUUAUUGCUUUUUAAAUCAGCUUUUUAUUAUAAAAGCUGUUUUAAGAAAUAAUAAGAAAGUCGUCCAAAAUGAAGCCUAAGUUAGGGAUGUAAGUCAUUAUUUUGUAUGAUCAGCAGUUACCUCAUGCUAUUUUUGUUUUCUCAUAAUCUGAUCGGGAGCCAUGUAAAAUUUAGAUAUUGUACCUUUUGUUCUUUGUAAACAAUUCAUUUUAUGAUUUGAAGAAAGUUUUGCUAUUUUUGAUCAA